ACUAACCGCUUCUUCUUCCUUCUUCUUCUUCUUCUUCAUUACCCCAAAAUCCAAACCGUAACAGAACCACCGUCACUACCACCAUAACUGCCGCCGCGCUCUCUCUCCGAGCCCACUCACCUCACCCGUCGCGACUCCAAUUCACCUUCUUCAAUCAACCGCCGAUCAUUUCACCACCGCCGCGCCUCGGCCGCUGCCGCCGCACAACCGCGUCGCCGAGCUUGGUUUCCAAUCAGCAGGGAUCCAACAAGUGUUUCACAUCCUGAGAAUCAUUUUCUCCAUUCUUGUGAGAUGAGAAAGCUGUAAGAAACAGUUCUCAUUCUGUUUUAGUUCAGUCUGGGGGAAGAACUGCUAUGAUGUUGACGAUUACAGUUACAAAACCUGGACUGGUGAGAUUUUCCCAUGACAGAACAAGGUGUUCUCAAAAGUUUGACAGGGCUACUUGUGUUUGGUCCAUGAAGAUGGAAUCAAAGAAUUCACAUAACAGGAUGAUUGAAGAAUUGUCAGUAGAGCUUCCAAAACAACCUAGUCUUCCUCAUCUUGAUUUGUCUAGGGAUCGUCCUCUUCAAUUUAACCGGGGGCAACCUUCAAAUAAAGAUUUAGAUCCUGAUGAUAUGUUUGAAUUUGGUGGAUAUAUUGCACGACAAGCCAUGUGUGAUGAAGAAUACUGGACAUCAGCAUAUGUACGUGCAGCAACUCGCUGGGAGGAUCGCAAUAAUGACAAAUAUGUUCAGAGCCACAUAAAGAAAUACACAGAGCAGGAAUUUAAUGAAAUCAAAAGGCGAAGCAAUAUCCAGUUUGGCUAUAAAUGCAGAUGCAUUGUUACGAUGACGAAGGAUUCAAAGGAUGUGAAACGCAAUGUUCUACAAAGCAUGGUUGGGACAGUUGAUUUGAGGACCCGAUACAUGAUGGAUGGAGAGACCUUUCCAGAGCAACUUGUAAAACAUUCCGAGUUCAAAGACUUCAAGAUGACACGUGAAAAUAGAUAUGGUUAUAUUGCAAACUUGUGUGUUAUCAAACCUGCACGUUGCCAGGGUGUUGGAAGUAAUAUGCUGCAAUUUGCUAUUAAGCAAGCAAAGUUGGAUGAAUUAGAACGGGUAUAUAUGCAUGUUGAUAGAAAGAAUAAAAAGGCACAGGGCCUUUACAACAAGAUGGGAUUUCAGAUUGUUGAAAGCGCGAGCGCUCAGUUGGAAAAAGAUCAACUUUAUUUGCUAUAUCUGAAGAUCUAGAAGCAGAUUCAACACAUUUUUGAAUUGAUUUGCUCUCUCCUUGGAAUCAAACACAUACCAUAGAAUACGCAAGUCUACAUGUAACAUGAAGUUAGGUAAAAUUCUACUUCCUGUCCUGUACAGAAAUUGUGUAGCUCCUGAGCUCCUCACUUGUUCAAAGAUAGAUAACCCCGGAAAUGAUUUUGUAUAGAAUAUACUCGUCUGCCCAACCAAACUUUUGUGAAAUGAAACCAUGUUAACCUCAGUC
Molecule: messenger RNA, 1476 nt
Organism: Argentina anserina (silverweed cinquefoil)
Lineage: Eukaryota; Viridiplantae; Streptophyta; Magnoliopsida; Rosales; Rosaceae
Exons: 10
Coding region: 354-1229 (291 amino acids)
Molecular function (GO): acyltransferase activity, transferring groups other than amino-acyl groups
Source: RefSeq, a predicted model, not a curated record